Messenger RNA from Amyelois transitella, 1751 nucleotides. RefSeq names its product RAB6-interacting golgin (gene Gorab). The record is from RefSeq and is a predicted model, not a curated record. Gene Ontology annotation, biological process: non-motile cilium assembly. Bases 140 to 1114 code for a protein of 324 amino acids. Lineage: Eukaryota; Metazoa; Arthropoda; Insecta; Lepidoptera; Pyralidae. The transcript is spliced from 4 exons.
ACGUCGACAACUGACUGUCUGGAGUCUGUUGGACUGUCGGCUAAGUUGUAGUUUGUUUUUUUGUUUAGAUUUUUUAUAAAAUUUAUUUCAUAUUAAAUGUUUUCAUUUCAAUGUUGAUGAUUGUGCUCUUGACUUCACAAUGUCGUCCACGUUUUCUGGAUUCAGCGAAGAAGAUUUACAAAAAAUCAAAGCUGGGAAAAAUGAACCAGAUAACGCUGCACAGAUAAACACAACUGUAUACAAAAAAAUUGAUAAAAUUGGGGCAAAACCAAAGAAAAACACAACUCUAUGUAAAUUACCACUGAAGACACAAAAUUCUGAUGAUGCCAUAGACCACAUAGACUUUGACAAGUGCAAGCUUAGUAUUAAGACUCCAACAUCACAAUGUGAGAUGAAUGAUAGCAAUGAGACAAAUAAUAAUGAAGAUGUUAUGACUGAUAUAAAUUUAAAUGAAGAAGUUACGGAAAUGAAGAAUGGUACUGAUGGUCCAGAUUUAGUGAGAGGAGUGGAGAAUUAUACGGAAGAUGAGUUGGGAGCACACAAGGUGAAGUUAGAAGAGUUGCAGUUGAAACAGAAGUUGAUGGAGGAACAGAAUAAGAAGAGAAAAGAGAUGCUGGCAAAAGCGCUUGCUGAUAGGACAAAACAAACCGAGGAAGAGGUUAUAAGGCUGGAGAAAAUAAAGAAAGAGCUGCAAGUGUUGGACGGACAGUUCUCUCAAGAUGUGGCCGUGCUCAGGAAAAAGAUCGACCACGCAUGUCUUUGUUAUGCUGAAGCGGAGAAACAUUACUUGAAGGUGGAAAAAGAGUUCCUGCAAGCGAAGAUUCAAUUGCAAAAGGAGAAAGAAAAGAAGGAACUUUUAACAGAACACUUAUGCGCUUUGAUAACACACAACGAAACUAGAAAAGCUCAAAAAUUAGAAACAUUAAUGUUAGAACUAGCCAGUGAUAAGAGAAUAGAAAUGAGUAAUGAUGUAAAGUCAUUAAAAACUGAUGGUAACAAUGUGAAGGGAAUUAAAAAGGAUGGUGAUGAUUCAGAAGUGACAGAUGAUGAAAAUCCUAUCAUAAUUGAUGGAGUGGAUCAGAGAUCUGGUAAGAUGGUUGAAUUUAAUUUAUGAUUUUCUUAUUUAAAUUUAUAAACUUGUAAAAUAAACCAUUGAGGCAAUUCAAUGGAUUUUGUCAAUUAUUCAUGCGAGUGCAAUUAUUGGUGAUUUUAUUUUGUGUAAGAGUUACAGCUGACAUGAAAUCAGCAUUGUAGGCUGGAAAUUUAAAAUAGCAAAAUUACAUCGAAAUAUUCUUUAAAAUGAAAGCAAAGAUUGUUGGUAUGAAAUCUAAAACAUACUCAGGAGUCAUAAUAAAUACUUUAGUUCUAGUAUUACUAAUUCCAAAAAAGAUAUGGUGCGUUUAACUUUGAAAGUUUUAUGAGAUUUAUUGUAAUUUUAUGUGCCUUAAGAUUAUUUAUAUUUGUAAUUCUCAUAUAAAAUAAGUUAAUGAUAGUCGUGUAGAACAUGACAAUUCCUAGUUAAGUAUUAAAUAUAUUACUUAAAAUAAUAGUAUUAAUUUUAACGCCAGUUUUUUAACUUUAUGUAACAAACAUUAUUAAUAUUAACAUGUACAAAUACUACGUUAUAAAACUCUCAGUUAUAUGAACAUAAUAUUUAUUAUUUUUUAUCACUUUUAAUAAGUCUUAGAAUUAAAAAUAAAACUAUUGUCAAUUAAAGAACUCAAAUAGAAAUAAAACAAAUUGUUUAACUA